Molecule: messenger RNA, 1079 nt
Organism: Trachemys scripta elegans
Lineage: Eukaryota; Metazoa; Chordata; Testudines; Emydidae
Product: endonuclease domain-containing 1 protein-like
Exons: 3
Coding region: 94-924 (276 amino acids)
Molecular function (GO): metal ion binding; hydrolase activity; nucleic acid binding
Source: RefSeq, a predicted model, not a curated record
ACCAGACAUCAAUCCAGGUUCUCCACAUCUUUCUAAACAAGUCUCUCCUAUUUCAAACUUGUACAGAAGAGCCUUUGGCGUUAACUCGUUCCCAUGCUGCUGCUGGUGCUGCUCCAGUUUUCCAUAUGCUGCCUCAUGCUGGGGAACAGUGAGGUGGUGACAUCUUUUGAAAACACAUGCCCUCAGUUUUUCUUCAGGGAAACCCCCCCAAAUGAUGCCAUCAAACCUGCCAAUCCAGCCCAGAUUUGCCAACUUUAUAAGAAUCAGUAUCGCUUUGCUACUUUGUAUGACAGGGACAACCGCAUUCCAAUAUACUCUGCGUAUGUGUACCAACCUGGUUAUGGUAAGCGACCUGAUAGCUGGAUGGUAGAACCCCAGCUGAUGGGUUCAAAUUACCAAAAGGAAAUGGCAACUGAAUGGAUCCUCUUAAAUGAUAUCGGUGUUGACCAGGGACUGCUUAAUGAGAGCCAGGCCGUCCUCCGAGAUUAUAAGAAUCUGACUAAUUUCAACAGGGGCCAUUUGAACCCCAAUGGGCACCAACCCGACCCUGACUAUAAGGCUGCUACCUUCACCCUGACUAACAUUGUGCCACAGUUUAUGAAUCUCAAUGGUGGGAAAUGGAACAACUACGAACAAGAGGUAAUGAUGAGUAGGACUGAAGGGUGUGCUACCACAUACGUCGUUGUGGGAGUGGUUCCGGGCAACAAUUACAUAGCUGGAGGCAGAGUCAAUAAGCCCAGCCACAUCUGGUCUGCUGCCUGCUGUGAGAUUGAUAACAAUCACAGGAAGUCCUGGGCAGUCAUUGCUCUGAAUGAUCAGAAUGCAGUUGAGCUGCUCACUCUCGGUGAGUUAGAGGAGAAGCUGGUUGAACUGUACAGAAAAGAGGAGAUCCUUCUGUUUGACAGUGACUGUCCCCGACAAUAAACUCCUGACCCCACUCACACACCUCUCCAUAUCCCCCUGGAGAAAGGGGUUGGGAGCCUUCACCAGUAGCUGUGCUGUCUUGACCAUUAUACACACUGCAUUUAGCCCGUCCUGUUUGUUUAUUAAAUGUGUUUACAGCUCUCUCUUCCCAACAA